CACCGUUUUGCUUUGUCUCUAUUCUCCUGCCAAAACGCACCGUUUCGGGGUUUUCUAUUGAAAAAGCGCCUCUCUUCGACUCUUGAACCCUAUUUGAGUGAGGCCAAACAAUGGAAGAAGGAGAAGAAAGAAAGGAAGGGGUGGUGAGGGAAGGAGUAGCAUCAAUAGCACUGUUGCCAUGUGGGUCCCUUUCAGGCCACUUCAUCCAACUUCCCCAUGCCAUCUGCUUUGGCCUUCAUGGCACUGAGUUGGCAUGUGAAAGAGAAUGCAGCAGGGGCGAGGAUUACCGCUUGAUCAAGCUCACAAUCACAGACUUUAGUAGUAAGAGAGAACAAACUGUCAUAGUAGAGUGCAGAGGCCAUGAUGCUGCUCGGUUCCACAGCAUCGAUCGUGCUCAUGGGUGGGAGAUGGAUGUUGUGGGUAUGGUUGAGCAGAAGCAUGGGAAGAACAAGAUUGUGGUUUCUUUUGAGUGUGAGACACUGAAAGCUGAUAAAGCAGCCGAAGACCAUAUUAGACAGUUCAUGCCAAAAUUAGCAGGGCUAGAUGCUGUUGGUAAGUUACUCUGUGCCUGUCAUUCCCCCAUUUAUAACUUACAAGAAGCUGCCACAGUUGAUCAAGCAAGAACUUGGGGUCCCAGCUUUAUACCUUACAUAUGGUUUAAGUGAUGUGACUCUUUGAUUGGGAUCAUUCUGGAAGUAGAAAGUCAGGAUUGAUUACUAUAGUCGCAUAAUAGGUGUUUUUGGCUGCUAUUCAACAGUGUCUACUAGCCUAUAUUGUGUACAUGCCAAGGAUUUACAGGUUAAUUGCAAUGAACACCUGUGGAGCUUUAGAAUUGCUUGAAACCUUAUUUUUCAGGUGCAAGUGGAUGCAACUUACGGGAAGAAAGAUUUUUGAGAAGGAUCUAUAGUGGCUUCUUUGGUAAAAUUUUAGCAAAAAUCCUUCAAGAAUGACCCCUAAGAAUCACUGAACCUGGCCUGUUUCGAGCCAGAUCCCCCUUGAAAUCAUUCUAUCCUGCAGUUUUUGUAAUUUCAAAUGUCCGAGUGCUUUACUUUGCUGUGGUCUGUUUUAAAUGCAUUCUCCUUAGUUUGUUACUUACAUGAUAUGUUGAUUCGUGUAGUUAACAUUGGGCGGAUGAGCAUCACAGGAUUGGACUUGGAAGCAGCGGAGACAGAUGACACGGAGACUGCAAAUUAGUUGCACAACUACACUGAAAAAAGAUUUAAAAAAGUGCAUGCAUUUUUGUUUAAAUCUCUUCUUGCAUUUGCUUCCGUGUUAAUUGUAAGCAGCUUGAAUGUUUUUAUGUCGCCAUCAUUCAACCACUACCCAUUUUUGUAUAAAUUUGCCCUGUAAAAUGCGUACUCUUUCAUCUUCGAAAAUCAUAGCCGAACUUUCUUAUAACCUAAGCAAAA
Vitis vinifera (wine grape) is the source of this 1409-nucleotide messenger RNA. RefSeq lists its product as uncharacterized. NCBI's taxonomy places the organism in Eukaryota, Viridiplantae, Streptophyta, Magnoliopsida, Vitales, Vitaceae. The transcript has 5 exons. The coding region runs from base 111 to 665 and encodes 184 amino acids. The record is from RefSeq and is a predicted model, not a curated record.